Molecule: messenger RNA, 2821 nt
Organism: Rhineura floridana
Lineage: Eukaryota; Metazoa; Chordata; Lepidosauria; Squamata; Rhineuridae
Gene: DNAJA1
Product: DnaJ heat shock protein family (Hsp40) member A1
Exons: 9
Coding region: 280-1473 (397 amino acids)
Biological process (GO): protein refolding; response to heat
Cellular component (GO): cytoplasm; cytosol
Molecular function (GO): ATP binding; Hsp70 protein binding
Source: RefSeq, a predicted model, not a curated record
UCUCCGCUUCCAGAAAGUCGUUGAAUACCAAUGACAGUCGAUGUUAGGCAGGGGAGGAGGCAGUGUUUCCGGGAGCGGGCGGGGCUUUCUUGAAAGAGAAAACUCCCCGGAUACUGCCUAGCCUGAGACCGGCUCGGAACUUUCUAGAAAAGUCGUGGUCGCCUUGCGUGUGAGAGAGAAAGAGGCCGGUGAGGGUUGGACUCGUCUGCUGCGGUGAUAGGUUUGUCGAGAAAAUAGCCUCUUUAUUUUCUGCCGCGAGCGAAUGGUAUCAACUGAACCAUGGUGAAGGAGACCACUUACUAUGAUGUGCUUGGGGUAAAGCCUAAUGCCUCCCAAGAGGAGUUGAAGAAAGCUUACAGGAAACUGGCAUUGAAAUAUCACCCUGAUAAGAAUCCUAAUGAGGGCGAGAAGUUCAAACAGAUUUCCCAAGCCUAUGAAGUACUUUCUGAUCCCAAGAAAAGAGAGUUAUAUGAUAAAGGUGGUGAACAAGCUAUAAAAGAGGGUGGUACUGGAAGCAGUUUUGGAUCACCAAUGGAUAUAUUUGAUAUGUUCUUUGGAGGAGGUGGAAGAAUGCAAAGAGAGAGAAGAGGUAAAAAUGUUGUUCAUCAGUUGUCAGUAACUCUAGAAGACUUGUACAAUGGAGCAACACGAAAGCUGGCUUUACAGAAGAAUGUCAUUUGUGACAAAUGUGAAGGCCGAGGAGGCAAGAAAGGUGCAGUGGAAUGCUGCCUUAAUUGCAGAGGAACAGGCAUGCAAAUAAGAAUUCACCAGAUAGGACCUGGAAUGGUUCAGCAAAUCCAGUCUGUGUGUAUGGAAUGUCAGGGCCACGGGGAGCGCAUUAGUCCUAAGGACAGGUGUAAAAGUUGCAAUGGAAGGAAGAUUGUCAGAGAGAAGAAAAUUCUGGAAGUCCAUAUUGAUAAAGGAAUGAAAGAUGGUCAGAAGAUAACUUUUCAUGGUGAAGGUGACCAAGAACCAGGAUUGGAGCCAGGAGAUAUCAUCAUUGUCUUGGAUCAGAAAGACCAUUCUUUGUUUACAAGACGAGGUGAAGACCUGGUCAUGUGCAUGGAUAUCCAACUAGUUGAGGCACUGUGUGGUUUCCAAAAACCAAUUGCUAUGCUGGAUAAUCGAACCAUAAUCAUUACUUCUCAUCCUGGUCAUAUUGUAAAACACGGAGAUAUUAAGUGUGUACUGAAUGAGGGAAUGCCAAUCUAUCGCAGGCCAUAUGAAAAGGGCCGUCUGAUCAUUGAGUUCAAGGUGAUCUUUCCAGAUAGUGGCUUCCUUUCCCCAGAUAAGCUGCGUCUAUUGGAAAAGCUGCUACCUCCAAGGCAAGAAGUGGAAGAAACUGAAGAUAUGGAUCAGGUAGAGUUGGUGGACUUUGACCCAUCUCAGGAAAGAAGACACCAUUACAAUGGGGAAGCCUAUGAAGAUGAUGAGCACCAACCCAGAGGUGGUGUCCAGUGCCAGACAUCUUAAAAUGGCCUCAUGAUUUCCCUUGUGCUGCUUAUUCUGUAUGUCAGUUGUGGAUGAGUGAAGGACUAAGAUUGCUAAACUUUCUCUCAAACUUGCCAUUGUCCCUGUAAUAUUUAAAACAUAGUUGUUUUUAAUUCAAGUUAAUAAAUUUAAAUCAGUAAAAUGCUACUCUUCAAUCAAGUUGGAAUGAUGUUCCUAUUGCCGUAUGGCCUCUUAAGGAAACUAGAAGCCACUUUGCUCUCUUUUUUUAUUUUGUGCAUUGUAAGUGUAUUGUGUGCAAAUGCACUGGCUUAGUAUUCUGUGAUUUGUUUAGUAUUAUAAAUUAUAUUCCUUCUUAAGUAAUGCACAUGUAUUUAUGAUUCAUGUUAAAGAUGUGAAAUUAAAGUUUUGUAUUCAUCUGCUCCUAGAAAACAUUGAUUUGUUUUUGAUGUACUGUGGUUGGUUGCAACUUUACAAGGUAUUGUCCUGCCCUGGAAAGUUGUGGCCCUCCUGCAAAAAAACUUUAGCUUGUAUGCUGGAUAAACAUGCUCUGUUAAUGCUAUAUAGGAUCUUAACAUGGCUUAUGGGUGAAAGGAGUUGAGAAUUCAACCUACAUAGUGCUCACGUGGGAUGAAAACCCAGAAUCCUUAGAUUGUGAAUAGGAAAUACUCAGCACUUUUAAUCAUGCAACUGAGAAGUGCCAUGAUUAGUAGACUAAAGGUAGAAAAUAUACACAACUUUAAAUAAGAAAGCUGCAUCAUUUGAUCUUACUACAUAUUUAUCUUACAGUGAUCCUGUUUUAACAAUAUUCAAAUUCUUAGACUGCAUGAGUAGUUGUAGAAAACCCCUAACACUGUCAAAAUAAUUCAGAUAGUUUUGUGUGCACUUUCUUUAAAAAAGGGCUACUUCCACAAUUAACCAUUUCAAAAUGUUAACUGUCCCUAUAACUUAAUUGCCUACUGAAGGCUUUAUAUUCCAGUUCAUACCUGGGUCUUGAUAACUGGGGCAGGGGCUUAAUAAGAGUCAAACUCAGCUGUGACUCAAAACUCAGGUGACACUUGACUUUUUUCUAACACCUCUUGCGAUAAGCCCAGCACCAUGCUGUACAUAAAGAGCAAGUAGGCUAACUACAGCAGUCUAAUUCCUCAUGUAGUUGUGACACAGAUCUUGUCCAUUUGAGGCUUUGAUCUGACUUUCUAGUCUGUUCUUUGGCAGGGGGUUGAUUAAGUUAUAUGGCAAAUUAUGGUCCUUGUGAUAAGGAUGAGAUAGUGGAAUUGAGUAUGUGACUUCUAAAAAAACCCCGCUUAGAUAUUGUAUUUAAACUGAGUUUCAACCCAUAGGGAGAAUAAAUAAAUACUGUGCUUACUUUUAA